Molecule: messenger RNA, 453 nt
Organism: Emiliania huxleyi CCMP1516
Lineage: Eukaryota; Haptophyta; Isochrysidales; Noelaerhabdaceae
Exons: 4
Coding region: 1-453 (150 amino acids)
Biological process (GO): ribosomal small subunit biogenesis; ribosomal large subunit biogenesis
Cellular component (GO): nucleolus
Molecular function (GO): DNA binding; RNA binding
Source: RefSeq, a predicted model, not a curated record
AUGGCUGUGCUCAAGUGGGCUUCGACCGGCCUCGGCUGGAGCUUGAGGCGCGGCGACAUGUGCGAGGCACGGCUGCAGCAGCACACGGCGUACCUCGAGGGGCUGAUCGCGAUGGUCCCGCCCAAGUACUACCUCCCGCCCAACCCCGAGGAGAUGGCCAAAAAGUUCCAGAAGCACAGUGCGCUCGAGAAGGCGGGAGGCAUCAAGCAGCGCGACGACCAGAAGCUGCUGAAGCGGAUGCUCAAGCGCAAGGAGCGGUCCAAGAAGAAGUCGCAGCGCGAGUGGAAGGCGCGGGUCAAGACGGUGCGCAACGAGAUGCUGGAGCGCCAGACCAAGCGCCGUGAGAACCUCGAGGCGCGCAUGACCAAGUCCAAGGCCAAGGCAGCGCGAGCAAAGGCGCGUUCAGGCGACCGAGCGGGCUUCGAGGGCAAGAAGCAAAAGUUCCUCAACUAG